AUGCGCGUGGUUGGGCCUGCAGGCAUGGCGCCCUCGCAAGGUGCUUACCCGGUACUACUGCUGCUGCUGCUGGUUCACCGCUCCCUCCGCCAUCCUUCCCGGCCGGAAUGGCAAGCCUCCUGCCCUGAUCCCAGCCCCAACUCCCCUGCUGCAGCCAGUUGCACCAAUCAUUGCCUUCCAACGACCCCGGAUGCUUGGGUGGGAUUGCAGAGCGGGCCUUCUAGCGACCUCCUAGAAAAAGGUUCCUGGCGGUGGACAAUCGCUGCAGCCAUCCCCGUCCAUGACACGCAGCAGCCUAUCCUUCCUGGUGCGCUCGCAACUGUUCUAAUUCUGGGCCGUGUUACUGAACGCCAAAUCCCGAUAUCCACUCGACCCCGCGAGCACGACGAGGUCACAGAGGCGAGAGGGACAGCGAACUCCCAAGCACACCCACCGGGCCCGCGCUCGGCUAACUCCGGGGUGGCCCAUCUCCUCCAGCUCGUUACACUGGCUGCGAAAUGGACCUGGUCGCGCACCGGAUUCGGGAAAAGCUCCUGGGGUGCCCAUUCGAGGACACCCGCCUGCCAGACCUUCCCAGGCCGAACCUGCCACGCCCGCCGUGCUCGUCUCCCAAUGGCGGCGACGUCGGACAAGGCGUCCCGCGCGGGCUCGCUCGACGGUCGACGCGCGCUUUGUCCGGCCAACGGGCCUUCUGCACGAGGAGCAUGGUUUAAACGAGCCAAAUUGAGCCUGUCGGGCUUCAGUCCCCCCGUGGGUGGAACUCGAAUUCGCCCUGCUCCAGCGAACUAG
Penicillium argentinense is the source of this 789-nucleotide messenger RNA. RefSeq lists its product as uncharacterized. The transcript is spliced from 2 exons. Lineage: Eukaryota; Fungi; Ascomycota; Eurotiomycetes; Eurotiales; Aspergillaceae. The coding region runs from base 1 to 789 and encodes 262 amino acids. The record is from RefSeq and is a predicted model, not a curated record.